AGCUUUCAGCAAACUCACCCCCCCAUUCUUUCCCUUCCCUUUCCUUUCCCCUUCUCUCCGUUCUUCUCACUUCCAUCUCUCUUUCUCUCUCUCUCUCUCCUCCCUUUCUCUCUCUACCUUCCUGAUUCGACGAUCGGACGGUCGCCAAUCCCCACCCAUGACUCUGAUGACUCCUCCACCGCUAGAUCAGCAACAGCAGCAGGAGGACGACGAGAUGCUGGUCCCACACACUGACUUUCCUCACGGUCCGCAGCCAAUGGAAGUAGCUCAAUCGGAAUCUGCAAACACCGUGGAUGCCCAGCCAGUGGAUGAUCCGCCAUCAGCGCGGUUCACGUGGACAAUUGAUAACUUUUCGAGGCUUAAUAUCAAGAAGCUCUAUUCUGAUGUCUUUUAUGUUGGAGGCUACAAAUGGAGGAUACUGAUUUUCCCCAAAGGGAACAAUGUGGAUCAUUUGUCAAUGUAUCUAGAUGUUGCUGCUUCAGGUGCUUUGCCUAAUGGGUGGAGUAGAUAUGCCCAGUUCAGCUUGAGUGUUGUGAAUCAAGUUCAUAGUAAAUUCUCUGUUAGGAAAGAAACUCAACAUCAGUUCAAUGCACGUGAGAGUGAUUGGGGAUUCACUUCAUUCAUGCCUCUUGGUGAAUUAUAUGAUCCUGGUAGAGGGUAUCUUGUGAAUGAUACAUGCAUAGUUGAAGCUGAUGUUGCUGUACGUAGAGUUGUUGAUUACUGGUCACAUGACUCUAAAAAAGAAACUGGUUAUGUUGGACUUAAGAACCAAGGAGCUACGUGCUAUAUGAAUUCUCUUCUCCAAACUUUGUAUCAUAUCCCUUACUUUAGAAAGGCUGUGUAUCAUAUGCCAACCACCGAGAAUGAUAAUCCAUCGGGGAGCAUCCCCUUAGCUUUGCAGAGUUUAUUUUAUAAGCUUCAGUACAGUGAUACUAGUGUAGCAACAAAGGAGUUGACCAAGUCUUUUGGAUGGGAUACUUAUGAUUCAUUCAUGCAGCAUGAUGUCCAAGAACUCAAUAGGGUUCUUUGUGAAAAGCUUGAGGAUAAGAUGAAGGGAACUGUUGUUGAGGGUACUAUACAGCAAUUGUUUGAAGGGCACCACAUGAACUACAUAGAAUGCAUCAAUGUGGACUAUAAAUCAACAAGAAAAGAAUCAUUUUAUGAUCUUCAGCUUGAUGUUAAGGGCUGUAGGGAUGUUUAUGCUUCUUUUGACAAAUAUGUGGAAGUCGAGCGUCUUGAAGGUGACAAUAAGUACCAUGCUGAACAGUAUGGUUUGCAGGAUGCGAGGAAAGGUGUUCUGUUUAUUGAUUUUCCACCUGUCCUUCAACUUCAGCUAAAGCGGUUUGAGUAUGAUUUUAUACGGGAUACCAUGGUAAAGAUAAAUGACCGCUAUGAGUUCCCUUUGCAACUUGAUCUUGAUAGGGAGAGUGGUAAAUAUCUCUCACCUGAUGCUGACAGGAGCAUCCGCAACCUUUACACUCUUCAUAGUGUUUUGGUACACAGUGGGGGAGUGCAUGGUGGACACUACUACGCUUAUAUCAGGCCAACUUUAUCUGAUCAGUGGUUUAAAUUUGAUGAUGAACGGGUAACAAAAGAAGAUAUGAAAAGGGCAUUAGAGGAACAAUAUGGUGGUGAAGAAGAGCUACCACAGACAAAUCCUGGCUUCAACAAUGCUCCAUUUAAAUUUACAAAAUAUUCAAAUGCUUAUAUGCUUGUUUAUAUACGGGAGAGUGACAAGGAGAAAAUAAUUUGUAAUGUUGAUGAGAAGGAUAUUGCUGAACACCUGAGGAUAAGGUUGAAGAAAGAACAAGAAGAAAAGGAGCUAAAGAGAAAGGAAAAAGCUGAAGCACACCUUUAUACCAUUAUAAAGGUUGCACGUAAUGAGGACCUACUUGAACAGAUAGGAAAGGAUAUAUACUUCGAUCUUGUGGAUCAUGACAAAGUUCGUAGUUUUCGUAUUCAAAAGCAGAUGCCCUUUAAUAUAUUUAAGGAAGAGGUUGCCAAAGAGUUUGGCAUACCGGUGCAAUUUCAACGGUUCUGGUUGUGGGCCAAGCGCCAAAACCAUACAUAUAGGCCAAAUCGACCACUGACACCUUUGGAGGAAACACAAUCUGUUGGGCAAUUACGAGAAGUAUCCAACAAGGCAAAUAAUGCAGAGCUGAAGUUGUUUCUGGAAGUAGAACUUGGUCCGGAUAUGCGACCUGUUGCUACUCCAGAAAAGACUAAAGAGGAGAUUCUUCUAUUCUUUAAACUUUAUGACCCUGUGAAAGAGGAACUGCGGUAUGUCGGGAGGCUGUUUGUAAAGGGAACUGGAAAGCCUGCUGAGAUAUUGACAAAGUUAAAUGAAAUGGCUGGUUUCAGUGCUGAUGAAGAAAUUGAACUUUUUGAGGAAAUAAAGUUUGAACCUAACGUCAUGUGUGAACACAUUGACAAGAAGGCCACUUUUCGUGCUAGUCAGCUUGAAGAUGGGGACAUCAUUUGCUUUCAGAAAUCUCCUCAAGUUGGAAGUAGUGAACAGUGCCGCUAUCCUGAUGUUCCCUCAUUCUUGGAGUAUGUCCGUAAUCGUCAGGUUGUUCGCUUUCGUUCUCUUGAGAAACCAAAGGAAGAUGAGUUCUGUCUCGAGUUGUCAAAGCUUCACACCUAUGAUGAUGUUGUUGAGAGAGUUGCUCAACAUCUUGGGUUGGAUGAUCCUUCAAAAAUCAGGCUCACAUCUCACAACUGUUACUCCCAGCAACCUAAACCUCAACCUAUCAAGUUUCGAGGAGUAGACCAUCUGUCUGACAUGCUGGUGCACUACAAUCAGACUUCUGAUAUUCUCUAUUAUGAAAUAUUGGAUAUCCCUCUUCCGGAACUGCAAGGCCUUAAAACUUUGAAGGUUGCUUUCCAUCAUGCUACCAAGGAUGAAGUCGUGAUUCAUACUGUUAGAUUGCCAAAGCAGAGCACUGUAGGUGACGUGAUCAAUGACCUUAAAACGAAGGUGGAACUGUCUCAUCCUAAUGCAGAAAUCAGAUUGCUUGAAGUUUUCUAUCACAAGAUCUAUAAGAUUUUUCCGCUCACUGAAAAGAUUGAGAAUAUUAAUGAUCAAUACUGGACAUUGCGUGCAGAAGAGAUCCCUGAAGAGGAGAAAAACUUUGGUCCUCAUGAUCGUUUGAUUCAUGUUUAUCAUUUCAUGAAGGACACGGCUCAGAACCAGCAAGUGCAAAAUUUUGGAGAGCCAUUUUUCUUGGUAAUUCGUGAAGAUGAGACUUUAGCUGAAGUAAAAGUUAGAAUACAGAAAAAGCUGCAAGUCCCUGAUGAUGAGUUUGCGAAGUGGAAGUUUGCAUUUUUAUCACUUGGUCGUCCUGAAUACCUCCAGGACAAUGAUAUUGUUGCCAGUCGAUUUCAGAGGAGGGAUGUAUAUGGGGCUUGGGAACAGUAUCUUGGACUAGAACACACUGACAAUGCUCCCAAAAGGUCGUACACGGCCAAUCAGAAUCGCCACACAUUCGAGAAGCCUGUGAAAAUUUAUAACUAGGCCCCCCACGAAAAAAAAAGAAGGAAAAAAAAAAAAGCAGAUCACUCAAGCUCAUUUCAUUAAGUGAAUUUCUAAGCAUGUGCGGUUUUGAAUAGACUUGAAGAGGGACAGAGGAAAAGCUUGCGCAGUUUGGCGCUUAAAUUACGGUUCCUGUUGGAUGUAGCUCACUUCUGUUAUAGAAGAGGUGGGUUCAAAUUUCGCCUUAAAUAGCUAUGUAUUCUUGCGCAUGUGGUGUAUUAAGGUGAGGUAGGUCGCAUCUUGUCUUCAAUUCGUUUGUAAUUUUAGUACAUAAGAUUUUGGAUUAGUGAAUGUAUAGAGGGUAUAGGUGUUUGUUUCCCAUGUUGGUUUUGUUUUCAUCCGAUUCUCCCAUCAAAUCUUUUGUCAUUCCUAGAAAGCUUUUAGGAGUAUGGGGACUGUGUAUAAUGUUAUAUCUGACUCUGAGCCUACAGUUGCUUUUCUUUUUUGACUUUUAUGUCCUCCGUUCUUCGGGAGGGAAUGAUCUUUCGCGAUUUUGGUAAAUGAAAUCAACUCAUUUGAGGUUCAAUUUA
Messenger RNA from Morus notabilis, 4062 nucleotides. Its product is annotated as ubiquitin carboxyl-terminal hydrolase 12. Gene Ontology annotation, biological process: protein deubiquitination; regulation of protein stability. Gene Ontology annotation, molecular function: protein binding; cysteine-type deubiquitinase activity; cysteine-type endopeptidase activity. The record is from RefSeq and is a predicted model, not a curated record. NCBI's taxonomy places the organism in Eukaryota, Viridiplantae, Streptophyta, Magnoliopsida, Rosales, Moraceae. Bases 158 to 3514 code for a protein of 1118 amino acids. Gene Ontology annotation, cellular component: nucleus; cytosol. The transcript is spliced from 32 exons.